This is a messenger RNA of Sclerotinia trifoliorum, 2680 nucleotides long. The record is from the annotation of a GenBank genome assembly. Lineage: Eukaryota; Fungi; Ascomycota; Leotiomycetes; Helotiales; Sclerotiniaceae.
GAUCCCAUUAAUGUAACAAAUGUCAUACAAAUUUCAUUAUAUCUCGUGAGCCUCACAUUCAUCAUUCAAUACACAUUCAACAGAUGUGAUAUUUGAUGCUCAGUAUGAUCUUCUUCUACCGGAAUGAUCUACAAUGAAGUAUAGGGAGAUCCUCUGCACAUUAUAUUCCUCAAGCCUCGAUCCCUAACUCUCAUCUCUUUCUUAAAUCUUUGCAUGAAUUUCAUCUGAACUUCGACCAUUUUAAGUCCUAAUCUACCUCCAUAUGCGGAAUAUCCGAACCCCUCUAUUCUGUCAAAUGAGGUAAAGAUUUAGAUUUUCUGUCAUUUAAACACGCAGGAGAAAUUUCCUUUGCAUUGUACGACCUAAGGGAAGUGUAUUUAGAUAUUCUUUGACUAGAGCCUCAAUAUCUAUCUGGUCGGUAUCGUAUCUAUCUACAUUUCCUACGUGUGCAUACAUAUAUACAUACAUACUUACUUACUUCUGUAUACAUACACACGUCUGUCUCUGUAUACAUAAAACUUCACGCAUACCUGCUACCAACCUGUUUAUCAUCUAGAUUUUUCAAAGUCCCUCCAAGAAGAAAUAAAAAUGAAAUAAUGGUUAAUAUCAUCCUAUCACCUACAUUGUCAACUGGAAUGUCUCCCUCCUCAUCAACCAGCAAUUUUUGCGGUCUUCCUCGUCCCUCAAUUUCCCACUCUCAUUCCAAAUCCCACGAUCCAAUAUCAGACGCAAGUUCCACUACCUCCUCCAAAUUUCGCAAACAAUUGGUAGCAAAUGCUCGACCUUUACUACUCCGACGUCGAGAUACCACAAAUACAACUCACAGUAUUCCAUCCAUAAACACCAAAUCCAAACUCAGUACCAGUACCAGUAGCAGUACUUCCUACGAGGACCACGCCAACAACUAUCAUCAUACCUCCUCUUCCUCCUCUUCUACCUCACACAUCCCACCAUCACGAAACCUAAAGUUAAAAAAAUCACAACCACCAUACACCAAUUCACCCAGUUUUUCUCUCCGCCUCAAUAACAGCAAUAAUCCCAAACGAGAAUCUACAGAAUUUCAAUGGGCGCGCGAAGAUCAAUUGAGUGUGAUUCUCGAAUACUUGGAUGAAACACGAAGUAUCAGUAGCCAUACGACCAAUCCCGACACUGCCGAUCCCACCUCAAUACCCAAAACCCCACCUCUCGCGAUUCCAGAAACCAUCAGAGAAAUUUUGAGUCCAACGCCUACUUCUACAUCUUCACCUCGUACACCCAGAUUUGAUAAGAUAGGUGUGAGAGAGCGAGCGAGUAAUUCGAAACUUCCGAGCUAUUCUUCUUAUUCUCGAAAUACGGGGACUGCGGAAACCCCGGGUAACAACACGGGUAUAUCAACAACUACAUCCACAUCGACACCCGAACCAACAAAACCUCCAAACCUAAUAAGAAGAAGCGAACAAACGACUUCUGAUUUGGAAGAAAACUCCAGAGAUAUCAGAGGAAAUCUGGCACCACAGGAACAAAUCGAUUACACGACUUCGGCAUUGGGAAUUAGAAUGGCUAGUUCGGGUGGUAGUGAGAGGGGAACCUCAGAGGUGAUUCCGAGACCAAUUGCGCAUCCACCAAAAGAUGUAUGUUUUUUUUUUUCUUUUCUUACUGUCUUCCUUUCUGAUUGUGCAAUUGGGGAAAUGAAUGGGAAUAGUGAUAUGGGGGCAAGCCCCCAAACCCCCUUUGCUCGCUGCGCUCGAUGAUUUUAUAUAUCCUGCUAGCUGCGAGUCUGCCUCCACGGCAGUGGCCCCCGGAGCGUCAGCGGAGCGUCAUUUGCAAGACUUUCUUUUGAAUAACAUUUUAUUUCAAUUGGUUCAAAUAUCUCCAAUUUCUCAACCUAUAAACACAAAUCAUACCCCGCAAUCUCCAUUUCCCACUCAAAAAAGAAACACAAUUCUAACAUCUUCUUUCAACAAAAAAGCUCGAAUCAAUCGCUCGUAUAGAUUCCUCCCUAAUCUUCGAACACUUCACCACAUCCGACGCCUGGGUUCUCGGCUCCGCAUUACGAGAACGUCUCCUUCCACAUCCCACCCCCGUCGUCAUAAGUAUCUCCCUCAGUAACGCCAAUCAAAUACUUUUCCACUGCUGUACACAUAGUGGUACCAUGCCGGAUAAUGAUAGUUGGGUCUCGCGAAAACGGAAAACGGUACUGAGAUGGGGAGUUAGUACUUGGUAUAUGUGGUGUAAAUUUGAGGGGGAUGAGGGCGCGUUUGCGAGGAAAUAUGGAUUGGGGAAUGAGUCGGGGGAAUAUGCUAUUCAUGGGGGUGGUGUACCCAUUAGGGUUACGGGUGUGGAGGGAGUGGUGGCUUGUGUGGUUGUUAGUGGGUUAAAACAGUGGGAGGAUCAUGGGGUCAUUGUGGAGGUUAUUAGGGAUUUAUAUUAUUGAGGGAUGGUAUGUGGGAGGGGGGAGUCUACGAGAUUGAAAUCUUGUGAGAGAAGAUCGGGGUGAGCAUCUGAUGUUUUCAUACCCAUUCCCUAUUUGCAUAUAACGAAUAGCAUAACUGAAUGAUUCAGCUUGGGUUGCUUGUUGGCGGGUUAGGUUGGGCUGGUAUGGUAUGAUAUGACACAGUUACUUUGGAUUUGCAUUAAUUAUUUCACUCGCGGUAACAGGCGCAAAAAGUUGAUAGAAAAGAAAGAAAGAAAGAAAGAAAGA